Molecule: messenger RNA, 1476 nt
Organism: Penicillium concentricum
Lineage: Eukaryota; Fungi; Ascomycota; Eurotiomycetes; Eurotiales; Aspergillaceae
Product: isocyanide synthase family protein
Exons: 4
Source: RefSeq, a predicted model, not a curated record
AGCAUAAGAAACCAAGAAAAAGGUGGCGAUAAACAGCCACCAAAUUCCAAUACAAUAUUUGAGGGUACCACUCCUAUAAAUUACAAGUGCCUUCGAAUAGCGAAUUUUACCCCUUCCCAAUCCCUGGCUGCAACCCUGACCUCCCCACUACAGUCUAUCAUGAACUAUAUCAAAAUGCUAUCACCAACGGUAGUCGAAGUCUCCGCCCAUCUAGGCAUAAUCUCUUUAGACUGCAUCACCUCCACUCCAAAGACCCAAGUAUCCUUCCUCUCAAACCCACACCCAGUCCCCCAAAAACCCGAAGUCACCACUGACACCCAUCCUGGCGCACCUGCAAUAUGUCCCACAUUAACCCGCCUAAAGGCAGAGGAAAUAAUGAACAUUGUGGAACGCUACGGCUCCCAUGAGCGCACAACCACAGCCGGUGAAUGGCUCGGUCGGUCAUCGUUCACCCCACGUGUGCAGACACAUAUCGUAGCCAACAGAGCGAUUCCUAUGGUUCUACCUGCUUUUCCAAUGAAGAGUAAUAACCGCAUGGAUAAGGUGCUAGGUGCGCUUCCGGACUUGGGGGACGAGCUUGGUUUGGCACGUUUGGUGAAUCUGUGUCGGGAUAUUAAGGCUGUUUACCCGCCUGGUGCGGUAGUCGUUAUUGUUACAGAUGGGAUCUGCUAUAAUGAUCUUACGGGGAUUUCUGAUGAGGAGGUAUGGGAGUAUGGGAAUCGACUGCGGAAGAUCGCUGUCGAGAAGGGAUAUGCUUGUAUUCAGUUCCAUCGUAUUAUGAAUAUGCUGGGUCUUCAUACUGGCGCGCACAUUUCCAAAUCAGAUUAUGUGAAGCUCUGUGGUUUAUCGAGGGCUGAACUCCAUCGACGGUGUGGACUGCCGGGAUUUGAUGUCGAUAAGUUUUUGAAAAGCGAUGAGGAUUAUCUGAGGACUUAUAACGGAUAUGACAAGUUCAUGAAAGUUGAUCUUAAAUUCAGCCCAGUGACGAAGGACUGCGCUGGCCCCAAACAAUAUAAGAAGAGGAUCAAGAUGAUUGCAAAGACAAUGAUUGUACGCGGGGUAGAGUACGCGGAGCUAGUACGCCAAAUUUAUCCCGACUCACUGCGUCUCUCCAUCCAUCCCUCAUCAGGGCAGACGAAGCUGUCCUUCCCCCUUAUUCCGCAAAAGAACUCGUUUUCUAUGAGUCCUUGGCACUGUAGUGUUGCAGUGACAGCUUCAGGUGAAUUCAUAACAGCUCACCAAUCCGCACAUCGGCAGAAGUUUGACCUCAUUACGAAGAACGGUCAACCAUAUUUCUUCCGUGAGAGCUCGCCACUCUUUAAUUGGGACACCAAAGUUAACUUCGAGCACCAUUAUGAGCAAAACCUGGUUAUUAGGGCACAGAAACAGAAUGAUCAAGAGCUCUCUGACUCAGAUUUGGACAAGUUGGCACUUUUGGCAAUUCAACAGAAGAGUGUGUCUUUUAUCUUUGUAUAA